Messenger RNA from Yarrowia lipolytica CLIB122, 387 nucleotides. RefSeq lists its product as uncharacterized. The record is from RefSeq and is a predicted model, not a curated record. NCBI's taxonomy places the organism in Eukaryota, Fungi, Ascomycota, Dipodascomycetes, Dipodascales.
AUGCAACCGCGAUUCAUCAUCGGAGGUAAGAAAUACGGAGAGUCGCAGCGCGCGCCAAAUGUACUGCCCUUCAGACGGCCCUACUCGCAAACGCUGCCGUCAAGCCAGCCCAGUUUCAACAUAGACGCGUCGCAAAACACCAAAAAACGACGUAUUGUGACCGGAGGCCUUCAGGAGUUUGCUGAGACGCUCGUCGGAGAGCUACAGGACACAUUGGCGUAUAUUCCGGACACAUACAAUGCUGUGUUUGUCAGGUGGAUCAACGACAACCUCUACGAGGCCGUGGUUCAGGACAAGAACGUGUUUGUCAUCACCACCACAGGCCAGCCGUCACUUAAAGUCAAGCCGUUUCCUGUGGCAGGUGGCGGGUUUUACGUGACGGGUUAG